Didymodactylos carnosus is the source of this 4055-nucleotide messenger RNA. The record is from the annotation of a GenBank genome assembly. Lineage: Eukaryota; Metazoa; Rotifera; Eurotatoria; Philodinida; Philodinidae.
AUGUCAGCUUGUGUUGUACUAAUUUUAGGUUUACCAGCUCAAAGUGGCCAAUAUUAUAUCAUAAAACCUCAUGAUUUAUCGGCACCACUCGGUUUCAAUGUAACAAUUCCAUGUGUUAUUCAACCUCCACAUGGUGAUGUACAAUGGACAAAAGAUGGACUCGCAUUAGGUUAUGAUCGUUCUUUGGCCGCAUUUCCCACUUGGAAAAUUGUUGGCUCAGAAUCAGAAGGUCAAUAUAACUUUUUUAUUGAUGGGCUUAAAUUAGAAGAUGAAGGUUUAUUUGCUUGUGAAGUAUCACCAUUCAUGGAUUAUCCAGCUCUCAAAGAAGUAGCAAAUUUAAGAGUAUUAGUGAAACCUUCUCGUGUUCAAAUAAAUGAUCGUCUAACAGACUCUAAUAAAAUUCAGACUAUAAAUAUUCGAUAUGACGAGCCAACAUAUCAGGUCAAUUGUAAAGUAGAUGGAGCGAAACCAUCUGCACAAAUUAAAUGGUUAAAUGAAAGUGGACACGAAUUUUAUGGAACUUCAAGAACUUAUCAGCAAGGUCGAUUAUAUUCGACAAUAAGUACAUUACAUUUGCAACCGAGUUUAGCAUUGCAUAAAGAAAAGUUUACAUGCGAUGUUCGACAUGAAACAUUAACAAAUGGAGAAAAACUGAGAACGUCAUUCGAAGUUGACGUUACAGCACCUCCAUCUGAUCCGGUUAUUUCUGGUUAUACAACCGGUCAACGUCUAUUAGAUGGUACUCAAUUACAGCUAUCUUGCGUAGCACGUGGUGGUCAACCGUUAUCUCGUGUUAUUUGGUAUCGUUUAAUUCAAAAUAGUAAUCCCGAAGGUGGACCAAUUGAAGAAAAACUAGUUGAUAAUUCGUUUAAUGUUAAUUCAGAUUAUACUGAGAAUAAUUAUACUUUUAUCGUUACUCCUCAAGACAAUAAUUCAACAUUAAAAUGUGAUGUGAUUAAUUCAUAUUUGUAUACACUUGGAAAACAAAUGAAUAAGCAAAUUACGUUGCAAGUAAAUUUUGGUCCGUCUGAAGUGUCAAUUCUCGGUAAUACACCAAAUUCAACCACCACCAUUGUAGAUAGUACAACUCGUCAAUUUCUUUGUCGUUCUACAACGUCUAAUCCCCGACCCCUUCUUCUAUGGAAAUUGGAUAAUCAAAUUUUAACACCUGACGUACCACCGCACGAUGAACCGGGUCUCAACGGUGGUACACAAGUACAAAUUGUUAAGACAAUAGGCAUGGAUACAAGAUUGAAAGAAUAUCACGGAAGGAUGUUGAUAUGUGAGGGUAAAAAUCCAGAAACUGGACAUAUAGUGCAAGACAGAACAUUGCUGAAUAUACUAUAUGAUGCAACCGAACUUGAGAUACAUGGUUUUCAAAAUAAUCAAAUUGUUAAAGCUGGUGAUACAGUAUCGAUUGAAUGUUUGCUAAGAGGAGGAAAUCCAGUGGGAAAAGUUCAAUGGGAGAAAGGUGGUGUAUAUCUUCGGAGUGAAUACAAAAUGGAUGCGAAAUAUGCAUUGGCUAAAAUUGAAUUUAAAGUUCAACCAUCAGCCAAUAAUGUUAUAUUAACGUGUAAAGGACAAGUUGAAAAUUUUAAAGAAAAAUCGGCAUCCGUUCAAUUGAGAGUAUUUUUUCUUCCAUCAGAACUAACUAUUUUGGAUAAUCAACGGUUAAAUUCUCUCACAAUUGAUGAUCGACCUGAAUUUAUUUGUAAAACGACCCAUUCAAAUCCUCAAAGUCAAUUGAGAGUAUAUCGUCAAGGCAAUGAUGGAAGACAUUAUUUGGAUACAACAGACGAAAUUUAUACUCAAGAAAAUGGAGGAUUUAUUAACAGUGUUAAAUUUCAAUUACCACCAGUAAAUGUCAUAUACCAUGGUAAUUUUUUAACGUGUGAAGCAUCAAUUGAUGUCAAUGGAGAAAUUAUCACUAAGCAUGCCUCCUAUGUCAUCAAUGUUAAUCAUAAACCUCACUUUAAUGAUUAUGAUCCAUUUGGUGACGUCAAAGAAAAUCAACCAUUUAAUUUAACGCUCGAAGCGACUGGUUAUCCAAUGCCUGUUACCUACACAUGGUAUCAUCCGAAUGGAAGAGCAUUAGUCACAGAUGCUGCAUAUACCGUACAACAAGGUCAUUUAUUAAUACAUUCAGUUAAGAAAACAGAUUUGGGAGUUUAUAAGUGUAAAGCCACAAAUAUAAUCGGAACCACAGAAACCAAUUUUACACUUAAUGUUCUAUAUGCUCCGACAGUCACCAAAACACAUGGCUUUUCAUCUUUUGAUGCAGUGACACCAGGAACUACAGUUACCUUAAAAUGUCAAAUUGAUGCAAAUCCAAUGAAUUUAAGCAAUGUUAGAUGGUAUAAGCAAUCCAUACCAAUCGUUCAAAACGGUAUUCGUUUUGAACGCCGUUUUGAGUUGAAUGAAGCGAGUUUAAUCAUUCGUAGUGUAAGAAAAGAAGAUGCUGGACAAUAUGCAUGUGAAAUUGAAAAUCCAUUUGGUCAAAAUAGAAUGGAUUCUCUUACAGAUCCUCCAGAGAUAGUUCGUGAUCCAGCGUAUGCAAAAGCGGCAAGCGAUAGUGAUCGUUUUUUAACAGCUGAAUUACACUGUCGAAUAUCAGCGUUACCGAAACCAACUGUACAAUGGUUUAAAGGUUCUGAUGAACUUCCAUUAAUAACCAAAUACCGUACAGUGUUAAACGAUUUACCAUCAACAUCGUCGCCUCAGUUGCUCUUCACAUACGAUAGUGUUCUAUUUAUUGCCAAUGUAACAAAAGAAGAUCAUGGAAUUUAUCGAUGUAAAGCUGAAAAUCAGUUAGGAGCUAGUACAGUCGAUGUGCAAUUAACAGGAUUAACUCGUCCCGAUACUCCAACUAAUUUACAAGUGGGAAAUGUUACGUACAACAGCAUUUUACUUCAAUGGCAACCCGGUUUUGAUGGUGGUGCACCUCAACAAUUUCAAAUACGCUAUCGCUUACAAACAAGCGAUCGUUACCAUUAUGAAGAUAUACCACCGCGUAUCACAGCAAUUGAAGUUAAAAAUUUAGAAAUUGGUACCACAUAUUUAUUCUCUAUUCGAGCAAAUAAUAGUUUUCACCUGAGUCCAUGGACCGAUGAAUUUUCUAUAACAACUAGUCGUGAUGUGCCUCAACCUAUUUAUCCGUUCGUACCUCAAACUCGUUUUUCGUUAACUGUCAUUUUGAUUGUCUGUGCUCUUGGCAUUUUUCUAUUAAUAUUUAAUAUAAUUCUAAUUGCCAUAUUUGUUAAACGACGACGAAAAAAGUCAGAUAACGAUAGUACAACUGGUACUAAUGAAACAGAAGCAAAUACCGUGGAGAUAUUUCAACCACCACCGAUAUUUACUGACGAUAAUUCAGGAUAUCCAUUCAAUACUUAUCAGCGAUAUGAUGAUGAAGAUGUGAAACGACCAUUUGUUACCCAUACAACAACAUUGGGACCAAAAACGUUAAGAUUAAGUCCACAAAAUCAAAAUAAUGGAGAAAAACGAAUUUUGCAAUCACAAUCACCAGUGUGGAAAAAUAAUGAUCCGGAUGAAGAUCUAUCCUAUGUUGAUUCCAUACGUCAAUUACAACAUUCUAUCAUUGAUGACUCGUAUGCAGCUAUUAAGGUAUAAAUUACCAUUGACUUGAAGAACAAUCUAUUCAAAACUAUAGUAGUUAAACGUUUUAAUGUUGUAUAAAUAGAUGCUAGAGAAAAAUUGUGUAGUUCAUAUAGUUCAAGCAUUUUAUCUCAUCUUUGCUUUUAUAUUUUAGAAAGGUCGUUUUUCCCCGUACGAUAAUCUGAGAAUUAAUUCUCCUCAUCAUUCCAGUGAUAUAAUUACUUAUCGAAGUUUUAAAGAAAAUCAUCAAAAUACUAAUAAUUUACAUCAUACUGAUUAUUUAAGAGGGCAACUUGUCUGAGAGAAAGAAAACAGAGAGAGAACAGUCAUAACGGAACAAAAUUAAUAACAGUGAUAUGCACAUCCGACAAGAAUCAAAUAAAUGGGCUCUUUCGCCCAUACAGUCAUUACAAUUAUUUGUAUUUUCAUACAUUAUAUAGUCC